AUGGAUGUUCUAAUUUAUUUAUCAUAUCCAGAUGGAUUUUAUUAUAAACUCGUUGAUUCAUUAAAAACUUAUUACAAUGGUAAAGAUUCAGAAUUAAAAGUUCUUGAUGAAUUUGAGAAAGAAUACAAACCAGAUAGAGCUGUGUGGUGGUAUACACGCAACACAUUUCUCUAUAGUCUUUUAAAUUGUGCACUUCGUCAGCAUAAUAUUGAAGUGAUGUUUCUCUUUGGUUUCUUUGUACAAGAUUUGUAUAAGCAAUUACAAGAAGAACAUGAAAAGUUUAAAUUAGUACACUUAACAGAACCGAUAAUGACUCUCUAUCGUGGACAGAUAAUGUCACGCAAAGAAAUUAAUGAACUCAAUAGUGAUUUCAAUAUUAUAAAUAAUAGCUUACUUUCCACUUCUUCAGAUCGUCAAUUAGCACUAUUUUUUCUUCCUGAACCUAAUCAAAUGGAAGAUAGUAGUCAUGAACGUGUUCUAUUUGAGAUUGAAAUUAAUAUUCAUCAACAAUCACGUCCUUAUGCCGAUAUUUCAAAUUUGAGUCAAUUUUCAGGCGAAUUAGAAAUUUUAUUUAUGAUUGGAACAGCAUUUAAAAUAGUAAGACAAAAUGGUGUCAGUUACGACGAAAAUGAAAAAUUAUGGACUGUGAAAUUACAACUAACACGAGAUGAAUUUUUAGUAGAUGAUAGAGUCUUUCGAAGUUUGACGUGUACUAGUCAGCGAUUAAAAAAAUGUCUAACUACCUUGUCUGAUAGUUUGCAGUUUGCAUCGAUCGAAGAUAUAAACUUAAUUUUCGAUAUUUUUUGCGAUUUAUAUCCACAAGAGGAAAAAUGGAUUAAUGCACUUCGAUUUCAUUGUAUCGGUCGAUAUCAGUUUUGGCCUGAAGAGAAUACUACAGCAGCAUUAUCUUAUUAUAAUAAAGCAUUACAGAUUUGGAACAACGAGUCAAACUACUGUUCAAUUAACAUUGGACAAAUUCAUCAUGACAAUGCUUUUUGUUACUCACAGGAUGCAAUUAGAAAUUCAAGUAUGUCCUUAAAAUGGUUUAAGUUGGCUAUAGAAUCUUACAUCAAAGCAAUUGAAGAAACAACAACAGAAAUUGAACAAAUAGACAUCUAUGAAAAAUUGUCUGAACUCUACAUGAACAUUGAUGAUAAUCUAAAAUCGAUACAAUACAAAGAAUUACAAGUUCAACUUACAUUGAAAUACUAUUCAUCAAUUGAUGAUGAAAAAUGUGCUAUUAGUCUCAAUUCUUUAGCUUUUCUAUAUGAAAAAAUUAAAAGAUAUGAUAAUGCUUUAACUAAUUAUGAAAAAGCUCUAAAAAUUCUUUUAGAGUCAAUCGCCAAUCAUAGUUCGUGGUGGAUUAUUACCAUUUGUAACAAUUUAAUUAAGGUCUACAAGGAACAAAGAAAUGAUUAUAAUUCGGCAUUAAAGUAUGAAUUGAUCAAACAUAAAUAUAUAUUGUGA
This is a messenger RNA of Rotaria sordida, 1467 nucleotides long. Lineage: Eukaryota; Metazoa; Rotifera; Eurotatoria; Philodinida; Philodinidae. The record is from the annotation of a GenBank genome assembly.